This is a messenger RNA of Penicillium samsonianum, 231 nucleotides long. RefSeq lists its product as uncharacterized. The record is from RefSeq and is a predicted model, not a curated record. NCBI's taxonomy places the organism in Eukaryota, Fungi, Ascomycota, Eurotiomycetes, Eurotiales, Aspergillaceae. Bases 1 to 231 code for a protein of 76 amino acids. The transcript is spliced from 2 exons.
AUGAGCUCCAACAAAGGCUCGUCGUCCGACUUCCUCGCGGUUAAAAACUCCGGUACCACUGGCAAUGGCACCACUUCCCUCGGCCACAAUGACACCUCGCAAAUGUCUUCGUUCGCCUCCAACUCCGAGUCGCAGGAAGGAAGCUCAUAUAUGCUCGACAGGUGGGCGGAAGCACCCCCCUCGUCGGAGCCGUGGUCAUCAGUCAAAGCCACCUAUUUUCCCAAACGUUAG